CAAGUCCUUUGACUUUUUCAUGCAUGUUAUUUUUUAUUUAUCUACUUCUCACUUCUACGUUGUGUUUUCUAGGCACUCCCUCAUUAUCCCAAAAUCUCAUUCUCCUUCACUGGAUGCUACUCCUCCAUCAGUGGUAGCUGCAAUGUUUUCAAAAGUUCCCUUCAUUAGCAAUGCAAUCAUGAAGGCUACUGGCUGCAGUUCAUUCAACCUGUUGGUCAACAAUGGAGCAGCUGCUGGCCAAGUAAUAUAUCAUACACAUAUUCACAUAAUUCCCCGUAAAGCAUACGAUUGUUUAUGGGCUUCUGAGAGUUUGCUAAGGCGACGCGUUAAUUUAGAUGAUGAGAAAGUUUCUCAGCUUGUAGCGCGUAUUCAGAAGCAGUUAUUGCCAUCUGAUAUGAGCCAGGAAAGCAAGAAUGAAAAUUUUUGUUCAAGUAAAAGUUAGUUCGAUUAUUCAUCUGUUGUAACUUAGAAGUUUAUAUUUUCAUUCAGAAGAAUGAUGCAUGCGCAUAACAAUUGUCUAAUGUAACACUCAACUUCAAAAUUUGGGUAGUUGGGAUUUUUGAACCAUUGUUUUAAACCCAACCCAAAAAUUCUCAACUACUCAUCUAUCGAUUACGAGGGUUAUGUCAGAUGUUUUUUUGUACAUGUAUUAUUUUCCUUUUAUUUAUGUUCCUAUAUGUACAGUCAAAUUUUUAAUUUAUCUGCUGUAUAU
Messenger RNA from Vigna unguiculata (cowpea), 712 nucleotides. Its product is annotated as adenylylsulfatase HINT3-like. The record is from RefSeq and is a predicted model, not a curated record. Gene Ontology annotation, molecular function: adenylylsulfatase activity. Gene Ontology annotation, biological process: purine ribonucleotide metabolic process; sulfur compound metabolic process. Lineage: Eukaryota; Viridiplantae; Streptophyta; Magnoliopsida; Fabales; Fabaceae.